Molecule: messenger RNA, 2304 nt
Organism: Monodelphis domestica (gray short-tailed opossum)
Lineage: Eukaryota; Metazoa; Chordata; Mammalia; Didelphimorphia; Didelphidae
Source: RefSeq, a predicted model, not a curated record
GGUGGGGAAGAAGUUCUGGAGACUCCAAGGAUUGCCAGGAGGUCCCCAGGCAGCCAUUGAAGCUACUGCCAGAACGGGAGCCAGGAGCCACACGCGGGGAAGAAGUUCUGGAGACUCGAAGGAUUGGGGCCCAGCCGGCCAUUGAAGCUACUGCCAGAACAGGAGCCAGGAGCCACACGCGGGGAAGAAGUUCUGGAGACUCGAAGGAUUGGGGCCCAGCCGGCCAUUGAAGCUACUGCCAGAACAGGAGCCAGGAGCCACACAAACCAGAUGCAACUGUUGGCCCGAGCCUGUGAAAAUGAAGUGCCACGUCUUCUGUGAGACCCGCCAGUGCUCUGCUGACAGCAGAUCACUAAAGGUCGUGGCUUUCUCCCAGUGACGCACCUUCCUGCGUGGCAUCUGUGCUUCAGAGCAUCCGGAGGACUCCACUAUUCGCAGACACUCCCUGCAGGACCCUCAGUCUUCACUGGCUCUCCUCCGGCUCCGACACAGACACUUUUGUUUUCAUCAAAUUUUGAAUGAUUUUGACAUAAUGACAGCAGAUUCCGCUACAAAGAUGAGCAAUGAUUCCACCAACGCGGCGGCAGCCAAAGCUCCUGAAGGUGUAGCCGGGGCACCUAAUGAGGCUGCCCUGUUGGCUCUCAUGGAGCGCACGGGCUACAGUAUGACACAGGAAAACGGUCAGCGCAAGUAUGGUGGUCCUCCCCCUGGAUGGGAAGGGCUGCACCCCCCGCGUGGCUGUGAGGUCUUCGUGGGUAAAAUUCCCCGAGACGUGUAUGAAGACGAGCUGGUUCCAGUGUUUGAGUCCGUGGGGCGUAUCUACCAGAUGCGACUGAUGAUGGACUUUGAUGGGAAGAACCGCGGCUACGCUUUUGUCAUGUAUACUCACAAGCGCGAAGCCAAGCGGGCCGUGAGGGAACUGGACAAUCAUGAAAUCAGACCGGGUCGACCUCUGGGAGUCUGUUGCAGUGUGGAUAACUGCCGACUCUUCAUCGGUGGCAUCCCUAAGAUGAAAAAGAGAGACGAGAUCCUGGAAGAGAUCUCUAAGGUGACCGAAGGGGUUCUAGACGUUAUCGUGUACGCAAGUGCCACGGAUAAGACGAAGAACAGAGGGUUUGCCUUCAUAGAGUACGAGAGCCACCGGGCAGCGGCCAUGGCCAGGAGAAAGCUCAUGCCUGGAAGGAUCCAGCUGUGGGGACAGCAGAUCGCGGUGGACUGGGCAGAGCCAGAGAUGGAUGUCGACGAAGAUGUCAUGGAAACCGUUAAGAUCCUGUACGUGAGAAAUCUGAUGAUCAAAACCAGCGAGGAGACGAUCAGAAAGACCUUCAGCCAGUUUGGCUGUGUGGAACGAGUCAAAAAGAUCCGCGAUUACGCAUUUGUUCACUUCACCAGCCGGGAAGAUGCCAUCCGUGCUAUGAACAGCCUCAAUGGCACCGAGCUCGAAGGCUCGUGUCUUGGAGUUACUUUGGCCAAACCAGUAGACAAAGAGCAAUACGCACGCUAUCGGAAGGCAGUCAAAGGAAGUGUGACAGCAGAAGUCCAGCAGCUCAACUAUGUUUACUCGUGCGAUCCCUAUACUUUGGCCUACUACAGCUAUCCCUACAGUGCUCUCUUUGGGCCCAACAGAGAUUAUUUUGUGAAGGCAGAGAGCGUGAGAGGCCGAGGGCAAGACACAGCUGGCAGCAGAGCCCCGGGCCCCAGGGGAUCCUACUUCGGGGGGUACUCUGCAGGCCGUGGCAUCUAUAGCCGAUAUCAUGAGGGGAAAGGAAAGUGGCGAGAAAGAGGAUAUGAGUUUGUACCGAACUUGGAAUUAUCUGCCGCCAAUCCAGUUCCUAUUAAACCCGGUACAGUGGCAAUCCCUGCUCUUGGCGCCCAGUAUUCCAUGUUUCAGGCUGGCCCUGCUCCCAAGUUGCUGGAAGAUGGCAAAAUGCAUGCAAUGGAACACAUGAUCAACCCCAUAGCAGUACAAGCAGACCCAGCCGGUGCCUCUGCUGCCGCCGCCGCUGCCACCAUACCUGCUGGUUCCACCCCUCCACCUUUCCAGGCACGCCCGAUAACUCCAGUAUUCACAGGGGCUCCAAACGUCCAGAGAAUUCCCGCGGCUGGGCUCUACGGUGCCGGUUACAUCCCCUUUGCUGCUCCUGCCUCAGCCACAUCAGCCACAGUACAGAAGAGCGCCGCAGCCACAGCUCCCGUUUAUGGAGGUUAUGGUGGCUAUAUUCCUCAGCCAUUCCCUUCGGCUACCAUUCAGCCUCCCAUACACGAAGACUACCAGACAUACUGAGACUGGUAGGGGUGGGGGUG